AUGAACGUUCUUGUAUUGUCGGCAUGUUUUAAUGAUGACAAUGAAUGCUUUAUCCUCGAGGAGGAUUCUCUACUUAUAUCAGAAACGGUGGUUAAGGUCAAGUCGUAUCCGUUAGAGGAGGAAGGGUAUCCUUUGCCUCCUGGCAUGGUCGGUAAACAUCACUUCACAAUUGAAGUUUCCACUCCCUGA
Sclerotinia sclerotiorum 1980 UF-70 is the source of this 189-nucleotide messenger RNA. RefSeq lists its product with no specific name. Bases 1 to 189 code for a protein of 62 amino acids. NCBI's taxonomy places the organism in Eukaryota, Fungi, Ascomycota, Leotiomycetes, Helotiales, Sclerotiniaceae. The transcript has a single exon. The record is from RefSeq and is a predicted model, not a curated record.